GUCUGUAGCGAGCUAUCUUUUCACAUAACUUGCUGUCACUUCACCCAGCUGUAUCAUUAAACAUGAAGAUGGCGUUAGUGAAAUCCAACCUCGGUGACUCUCCAGCCGCGAAUCUUAUGUUCAAUGAAAGAAUACGUCAAAUGAUUAAGGAUGGCCAAUUUGUCUAUCAUUUUGGAUUUGGCCAAGCACCGUUCCCUGUGAUUGAAUCUGCACUUGACAGUCUGAAGGAAAAUGCUGGUCAAAACGCUUAUCUCCCGGUACAAGGUAUCCCGGAAUUACGACAAGGCAUCUGUAACUUCCAUGCAAGAUAUGACUCCCUCGGCAGCCUCGACCCAAACAACGUCAUUGUUGGCCCUGGCAGCAAAGAGCUCAUCUACCUUCUCCUAAAUGUCUUCAAUGGGACCGUGCUGCUGUUGGCACCGUCGUGGCCGACGUAUGAACCUCAGGCGGUCUUGGCAGGGAGAAAACCAGUUAUAAUAUCCACCUCAUCUGACAACAACUGGCAACUGACACCCGAGUUGCUAGAGCAGGCAAUUGAGUCAAACCACGUGACCGGAAACAAGCUUCUGAUUCUGACCAAUCCAGACAAUCCCACCGGAACCAGCUACGGGGAUGCCCAACUGGUUGCGUUGAGUAAAGCUUUCCGAAAGAACAACGUGAUUGUUCUGAGUGACGAAAUCUAUGCGAGACUUCACUACACCCAAAGUCAUGUGACACUUGCAAAGCACUACCCAGAGGGAACAGUCAUCAGUAGCGGGCUGUCCAAGUGGGCCAGUGCUGGGGGCUGGAGGAUUGGUUAUCACAUAUAUCCAUCUGAGCUCUCGUCCCUGUUGGCUGCUGUCAAGAGCGAAGCAAGCCACACCUAUUCCUGUGCACCGGCGCCAAUGCAGUUUGCUGCUUCAAAAGUGAGUGACGAAAUGUUUGGUGACCUGGCUUCCUGUGACGAGUACAUCCGUCACACCUCACGGAUCAUGGCAGCCGUGUCCUCAUUCUGUUGCAGGGAGCUGAGGUCAGUUGGGGUGAAGAUGGUGACGCCGACAGCUGGGUACUACGUGUUUCCUGACUUUGAGGUCAUAAGACCGGCCUUGACAUUGCGUGGUAUCACCACGUGUCAGGAGAUGUGUGAUGCGCUGUUGAAAGAAGCAUCCGUGGCGCUGAUGGCAAGUGGUCCCGCCUAUCUCCGCCCGCUGAAGGAACUGACGACCAGGUUAUGCUACGUCAACUUCGACGGCACAGACGCCCUCGCCAACAGCAGAAAGCUUGGGUUAGAUGCACCUCUACCAGAAGAAACCUUCGUCAAAGACUUCUGUACUUCCGUUUACGACGGAAUACUGGCCUUAAAGAACUGGGUUUCACAACUGAAACAUGUGCAAGAGUCAUAACGUGUCAUCACAACUUAUGCUACGACCACGUGACCCACCUUACAGUGUAGUACUUUACCUUAAUAUGAAGUAGAAACAUGAAACAUGUAAAUUGCUAUCUGUAUGCCCUUACCGAUGAUACUUAUAUCAGCUGCUCCUGAAACCCAAUUUUCUAAACCUACAAAUUCAUUAAUGGGUUUCAUUGAAAUCUUGUGUGGCGCUUCUGGAAGAAACACAACCAUGAGAAACACACGAUAGAGGUAAACUGGUGUCAAUGCACUGAGACAAAAAUAAAGUGUGGUCACCAAGGUAACACUUUUUACCUAUGUAUUCUUAUAUUUAAAAGCUGAAUUAUCUAUAUACCCCUACAAAAAAAACAAUGUCGUUGAUCACUAUUGUCUUGUCAACUUUCAAACGGGUGUCUUCAGUAUUUAGGCCACUGCCCCACAGUACAUGUUUCCAUAAUUUAGUAUGCACCUUGCAUGCUUUGUAUAGAAGCAGCUAUCAUUAGUUUGUACAGAACGUUUUAUAAAAUGAUAAUCCUUUAGUAAUAACAUCGUUUUGAAUAAACAUGGCAUUUACAGAUAUAAUGAGGAAUUUCAAAUCAUCUGUACCCGUCUACUUACAAUGAUCCAGGUAAUAAUGGGAGUCUGGGCCAGGCAAACAAAUGGUUGAUAGCACCAGCAAGGUCCACUUCCGCCACGAUAUCUGAGGUCCGUACCAACCUGGAAUCCACGCGUGAGUCGAAAAUAGCCACGGGAACCUAUCUAAGAUCAAAAGCAGACGAUCUAGAUCUGUCGCCGACUGGUACAGACCAUCU
Haliotis rufescens (red abalone) is the source of this 2181-nucleotide messenger RNA. RefSeq names its product aspartate aminotransferase-like. The transcript has 12 exons. Gene Ontology annotation, biological process: biosynthetic process. The record is from RefSeq and is a predicted model, not a curated record. The coding region runs from base 63 to 1382 and encodes 439 amino acids. Gene Ontology annotation, molecular function: pyridoxal phosphate binding; catalytic activity. Lineage: Eukaryota; Metazoa; Mollusca; Gastropoda; Lepetellida; Haliotidae.